AACGAGAGCGCUUCUCCCCAGACCAAGAAAGAGAGAGGGGGAUCGAAAACGAGCGCGUCGUGGGUUUCGCUCCCCCCACCCCUUGCCGCUGCCGCUGCCUCCUCUCCCUCCCCUCUCCUUUCUCCGCCGAAUCCCCGGAGGUUCGGAUUCUCCCUCUCCCUUCCCUAUUCCUUCCCACUCUGCAUCGUUCGCAUCGCCGCUCCGAGAGCUGUCUUUCGAUCCUCUUCGCGGCCGGAACCUGGCAGCUUUCGCGAAUUCUAGGAGCUGAAGUUUUUGCCGUUUGAAGACAUGCCUCUCUAUAAAAAAAAACCGUUAUCCAUGUCGGAGGCACCAAAGGAUUUGGACCCACAUGAGCCGGUCUUCCAAGUUCGGUUCACGAAGGAACUUUUCAGAGAUUAUGAAGAUUAUUUAAAGAGAGUGAAUCUUUAUCGCCAACGAGUGUGGAGAUGUAAAGUUACUGGGAAGUCAAAUUUGACUUACGAGGAAGCUUUGGUGUCUGAGCAUCGUGCCACUGAAAAUGUUCAACAGUUCCCUAAGGAUUUAAUGCCUCGGGUGCUUCACAUGAUCCAAUUCAGCACGUCUACCUUAAAUGAUCUUGUGAAUGAAAUGUAUUACAAGUUACAGGAAAGCCUUUUUGAAGGAUUAGAAUUGCAGGGAAGGAAAGAUGACUCUGUUUAUUCAUGUAAAAUUCUAAAAAUUUUAGAUGAUGGAAAUACUGUCCAAUACCAAGUAGGUUGGUUUGACAAAGAUAAGAAGAUAAUCGACUCUUCUAUAGUAAAAGCUGAAGACCUGAUACACAAGAAGAGGCCAUUUAGUAGGAGAGUACUGAAGGAGUUCAUUAAAGAAUCAACUUAUCAGACUUCUCCAUGGGUGGUUCAUGAAAAUGUUGCUAAGAAGCACGGGAUCAUGACUGAACCUCCAGAAGAAAUGAGAGAUAUACUUACUCUUCAAAAUGGAAGGAUUUGGAGUACUAAGAAGAAGUGGGAUUUUCAAAAUUCCAAAAUCAACAAGAAAAGAAAAGAAGCUGAAAAUGGAAAUUUAGAAGGACCAGACAAAAAAAUAAAGAAAGACAAUCCAAAUGCUGAGCCAGUCAGAUAUCCUAUUGAUGACCUUUUAGUGUUCCCUGCCCCUGAUGAUCCUAUUUUUACUGAACGACCUCCUUUGUCAUUGGAGUUUAAUGUGCCAAUGAACUGUGUGGGAGACCUUCUUAUGGUGUGGGACUUCUGUUGCACCUUUGGCAAAUUGUUGCAUUUAUGGCCAUUCAGUCUUGAUGAUUUGGAGAAUGCAAUUUGUCACAAGGAUAGCAAUCUUACUUUGAUAGUAGAACUGCACUCAUCGAUACUGCAACUGCUCAUCAAGGAUGAGGGUGACUAUUUCUUGGUCACUAGGGACAAAAAAAGGAAAUCAAAGAUCAGACUAAUCAACUGGGCUGAGUUCUUAUGUGAUUUUGUGGAGAUGAGAGAUCGUGAAGAGCUAUCAGGUUAUGUGGGAACUAUCAAACGUGGGCAUUAUGGUCUUCUAGAAGCUCAUAUAAAGCUGCGUAUAUUGAGGGAACUGGUUGCGGAGGCUCUUGGAACUGAUGCUAUCAGAGUUAAUUUAGAGGAACGGGUUGAACAGCAGCAAGCACUUGCAGCUGUAAAAAGGGAUGAAGCCAGAAGGCAGAAAGAAGAAUUGCUGAAAAUGGAAAAUUCUGACAAUAAAGGAACAGCUGCAGGAAACAUAGUAGAAAAUGGCAGCAGGAAUGAUCACAGUAUGACUCUAAGUGAAUCAUAUGUAGAUUAUGUUGAUGAGGUCCAUAUAUCUGAUAAAAAUCAUAUUGCAGAAAAUCGAGAAAAAAAGCAUUAUUCCUACAUCUCAGCAGAAGCAGCAAAGAAGCUGAGAAUGGGAGAUGGGUGUAAUUCAGAAGGUAUGAAGGCCCAAAGAAGAGGAAAGGAUAAAGACAAAGAGACUCCGAAGCCUGAAGCCACGAAAGAGCACCUUGAAAGAGAAAUUGAGAAGUUAUCGGUGCGGACUAAUUCUUUAGGGAAAGAUAGAAACCACAAUAGGUAUUGGUUCUUCCGGCGUGAAAGAAGACUAUUUGUUGAGAGCUCAGACUCUAUGCAGUGGGGCUACUAUUCCACUAAGGAAGAGCUUGAUGCACUUUUGGGCUCGCUCAAUCCAAAAGGUGAGAGGGAAAGAGGCCUUAAAAGGCAGCUUGAAAAAUACUACAAUAGAAUAAGCUUGGCAUUACAGAAGAGAUCAAAAGAUAUUGCUCAGAAGGUCCUACUCGAGGAAAACGUACUUCGGAGGUCUACACGUGUGCGUGCGCAACCUAGGGACAGUUCAGCUACAGCAUUUCUUAGAUACAAGAACAAGUGGAAGGAGAACUGAUCUACCGCAUUUUCAGGUAGCACUAUUUUAAAAAUGUAGCAGUUUUUCAUGGUAUGCCAUUCGUGAAUUUGUAUAUGGGUGACCUCAUUUUUUUGGACACAUCAGUUCUCAUUUUAAUGUAUAACUCUAUCCAAGGACAUUUCAUUUUCGGGACAUGAGAAAUAUAGACUCAUGACUAGGGUGCCUGUCCAUCUCAUCCCUGAUAUGUAAGGAUGUAAGGACAUCCCACGGAUGAUAUAAUCUAACCAAUGUUAUCACCGCUACUCUCGGUAAAAGCUUUUCUGA
Messenger RNA from Musa acuminata subsp. malaccensis (wild Malaysian banana), 2655 nucleotides. RefSeq lists its product as uncharacterized. The record is from RefSeq and is a predicted model, not a curated record. NCBI's taxonomy places the organism in Eukaryota, Viridiplantae, Streptophyta, Magnoliopsida, Zingiberales, Musaceae.